AUGGAGCCAGCACCUCCAGACCACCAGCAGCGUCACCGUCUCUCAUGGUCGUCGACGUCUGGUCCUCACGGCGGCGUCCCAUCGUUGCCGCGCCCCCAUAGCUCGACGACGAACCCUCUUCCUCUUCCGCGCGUGCAUAACCACCCACAACCGCCCUACGCGUCCUUCACGCCCCGUCCCGCCGACCUUCACUCUGCGCCGCCUACUCCGGUUCAUCCCAGCCCGGUGUCGCAUCACCCCGAGCCUGACCGUCGCCAUCAUGAUCAGGAGCCAUACGCUCCAAUGCAUGAUCAUUACCAACCGCAGCAGCAUCACCACCACCCCGUCUCCCCAGCGCAAGGGCCUUACCAGCAGUCCUAUCCACCUCGGGAUCCGUCUUUGGUGAAGAGGGAACCUCAGGACGACUCCCGGCGGUCCAGCUCGACGGGGCAUGCGACAGAUAUUUCGUCCGGACAGCACCCGCCGACCCCCCAUCACUCUCUCCCACCGCCUCCCUCAUACCCUGACACCCAGCCACGACACAUGAAUUACGACAACGGGCAUCCGGUGCCGGGAGGCUAUCGGCAACCCAGCUACCCACCGCCGACUCCUGUGGCACAACAAGCCCAAUAUGAGCCACCGCAUGCAUCAUAUUCUUCUAGCAACGAUCCAUACUACGGAGUGUACCCCUCCAACACUCCCGCAAAGAAGAAGAACACGCGCGCAUCUCAGGUCGGGACCCUCCCUAUAUUUGCGCCGGAAGCGCUUAUCUACCUUGUAAAGGACAUUGAACUAACAAUUGGAGAGCAUAGGCCUGCGAUCAAUGCCGCCAACUGA
This is a messenger RNA of Clonostachys solani, 816 nucleotides long. NCBI's taxonomy places the organism in Eukaryota, Fungi, Ascomycota, Sordariomycetes, Hypocreales, Bionectriaceae. The record is from the annotation of a GenBank genome assembly.